AUGCGAAUUGAUCAUCUUGCAACGGAGCUUCUGCUCCAUAUAUUUCGUUCAUGCGACUCAGUCUCCGAUGUCUUGAAUUUAUCAGUCAUCUGCCGUCGACUUCACCGCGUCCUCAACUCAACAAGCAAACUGCAUAUCCUAGCCAGUGUCGCGGAGACCGAAUUUGGUCCGCUCGACGAUAUCAUUCAAGUGGUGACGCAAAACGAGAGCCAGCCCGCUCAUCUCAUUCGACAUGCGUCUAUGUCUGAUCCCCUUCUAAAACAAGUCAUCCAGCUCGGCAUGGUGGCGCGAAAAUGGGAGACGAUCUACCCGUUUAAGAAGUGGAAGGUAGACUUCGAGAAUCGUCGCUCGCUCACCGAUGAAGAGCGAGUACGGCUGCGCCGCGCAGUAUACCGGCUAUGGCUGUAUCACAGUGCAUUCCAUUCUCGUGUUUACGAUCGCCACUCUCGUAGUCUUCGCCAUGUGGUGUUGGAGCGCGCUCAGUUACUCCACAACUGGUCCACCCAAGAGCUGGCCGAGAUUGAGGACUUGCGCCUCGUCAUGGGUGAUAUUGUCCAGAAUCAUAUAUGUCCUAGUAAUGGGACUAUUCAACGCAAAUUCCGCAAGCGUUAUCCAGACAGCAUCCAGCAACUCUCGUUCAAUAUCCACCUCAAUUAUCCUCCGCUUUCAACUACUUCUCUGUCUUCGCAUGAUCACUCCUUGGUUCAGAAAGGCCCUGAUGCCUCGAUUCAACAAUACUUUCAUACGGCUCACCCAAGUAAUUAUGCCGAGUCGCCAGCCAAAUACCGGUCUCGGUUUCGCAAUGACCUUUCCCAUGACCCAGGGUAUGAAGGUUGGGGUGACGAGAUCCCACAUUACUAUAUUAUGCAGGACAUGCUGAAGCUCGAUCCUGGUCAGAUAAUAUGGUUGCGCGACCAUGCUUUGCUGAAGGAACAGGUAGAGGAAUACGUCUGGUCUCUAGGGGAAUGGUUCCGAAACAACGGUGAAACAUUUGGUGACACGUUGGAAUAUGUCAUGAAUGAACGUGGGCUUGAGGUUGGGGAAUUUCGAUCUGCAGUGGCUGGUCGUGACAUGGGCAUUGUCCUAAACUAG
Messenger RNA from Penicillium samsonianum, 1092 nucleotides. Its product is annotated as F-box protein. The record is from RefSeq and is a predicted model, not a curated record. Gene Ontology annotation, molecular function: protein binding. The transcript has a single exon. The coding region runs from base 1 to 1092 and encodes 363 amino acids. NCBI's taxonomy places the organism in Eukaryota, Fungi, Ascomycota, Eurotiomycetes, Eurotiales, Aspergillaceae.